Aphanomyces invadans is the source of this 723-nucleotide messenger RNA. RefSeq names its product ATP-dependent protease subunit HslV. The record is from RefSeq and is a predicted model, not a curated record. NCBI's taxonomy places the organism in Eukaryota, Oomycota, Saprolegniomycetes, Saprolegniales, Verrucalvaceae. Bases 11 to 640 code for a protein of 209 amino acids. The transcript has 4 exons. Gene Ontology annotation, molecular function: threonine-type endopeptidase activity. Gene Ontology annotation, cellular component: proteasome core complex; HslUV protease complex.
UCCGAGCCCCAUGUUCAAGGCAUUGGUUGCCAACUCCAUCCGUCGCGGCGGCGGUGUGUCUACCCGCCAGUUCUCGUCUGGACCUACAAUGCACGGCACGACCAUUCUGUGCGUGCGCAAGAAUGGCAAAGUCGUUGUCAUUGGGGACGGCCAAGUGUCCCUCGGCCACACUAUUGUCAAGCCCAACGCUCAAAAGGUCCGUCGGAUUAACGAAAACGUCAUCGCGGGGUUUGCUGGGUCGACGGCGGAUGCAUUCACCCUCAUUGAGCGCUUAGAGAGCAAAUUGGAGGAGUACCCUGGGCAAUUGACACGCGCGUGCGUUGAGUUGGCAAAGGCAUGGCGCACGGACAAGUACCUCCGUGCUUUGGAAGCGCUUUUGAUUGUCACGGACAACAAGCAAUCGUUCACGCUGACGGGGAACGGUGAUGUCCUUCAACCACACGAUGGAAUCAUCGGCAUCGGUUCCGGCGGCACUUAUGCGCUGGCUGCUGCACGUGCACUGAUCGAAGAGCCACAUUUGUCGGCGGAAGAAGUCGCGCGUCGCAGCAUGAAGAUCGCUGCUGACAUUUGCGUGUACACGAACCACAACGUCGUCGUCGAAGUGUUGGACGAAGAACCUGCCGCGACUCCUUCCGCGUAAACGAACGAAUCGAUCCCACGGAUGCAUGUUGCCGUCUCUACUCAACCUAGAAUAAUUUGUUUUGCACACACUGCCGUCUCGAC